UCUUUCCUGCUGCUGUGCGAGACGGAGCACCCCAAACCCUAACCAAACUAUUUGUAUUCGGAUGUGAAUCCAGUUACAAUAUACUACCUACUAACUUCAAUUUCGUUUGCAAGAAUUAUCGGGUGUACAUGUGUACACCCAUGUCCUAUGCUGGGUCCGCCCCUGCCGCGCACAAGAUCUCAGGUCACUGCAAGUCCUGAUGGCAUCCAUGCUGCGCUAGUUUACAGGAAUUACUAGUUUAUAUAUCAAAAUGAUUAGGGAUUAGUAGGUUCUGUUAGCAGGACUGCCAUCUACAAAAUCUGCUACGCAGUUUUCACAUACCCGAGCAAAGACAGAUGUACCUGCUAACUAGUUUUAUCAAAUGGGCAUAUUUGCUUGAAUUUUGUACUUAGCUAUGGUAUGUUUGCAGUCAUUGAUAGAUGUCUUCCAUGGAAGCAAAUCUGGUGCAAAACAAUCCAUUUAAAUCCCCCAAACUUGGACAAUCUUGGAUAAAACUGGAGCAUUGUUGUUUCUUCAAAAAAAUGAAGAGGAGAAGGAAACUUGCAGGAUGUUGGAGUCCACCCCUCGGUAUCCCAAACUGAUGGCAGAUAGAGAGCGACGAACAGUGUUUGUCACUGUGGGGACCACAUGUUUUGAUUCUCUUGUCAUGGCGGUAGAUUCUCCAGAAGUGAAAAAGGCUUUGUUGCAAAAAGGCUAUACCGAUCUUCUUAUUCAAAUGGGCCGAGGGACAUAUGUUCCAGCUAAGGUGUCAGGAGAUGCAACCCUUCAAGUUGAUCAUUUCAUGUUUUCACCAAGCAUUGCUGACAAUAUGAGAACAGCUUCCCUAGUUAUCAGCCAUGCAGGUUCAGGAAGCAUAUUCGAGACGCUACGACUUGGCAAACCUCUAAUCGUUGUUGUAAAUGAAGAUUUGAUGGACAAUCACCAGAGUGAGCUUGCAGAAGAAUUGGCUGAAAGGAAGCACCUCUUCUGUGCACACCCACAAACACUGGGAGAGACCAUCCAAGCAAUGGACCUAGGGACACUCGUUCCUUAUGUGCCAGGGGAUGCCGAACCAGUUGUCACCGUGAUCAACAAAUUUCUUGGAUUUCCAGUUGACUGACAAGUGAAGAUAGGCAGUAACCCCCCUUAUCUGUUCAAACAAAAUGGAUUGACUGAUUGACUCACAUGGCGCUCUGAUGAUUUCAUAUUGUUGUACAAUAAUAGCAAGGUGAUCUUUCUUGUCAUUGGGCAUAAUUAGGGACACAAGGUUUAUUGUCACGUAAUUUUGUUUCUCCAGUGAUUAACUGCACUGAUUUUCAGUUCUCUCAAUCCAUGUCAGCAUUAAGCAUUCCUGUGGUGCUAGAUAGCAAAAACUUUCUUGCUUGUGAAGUCCAGUAAGAAUUGAAAAUAAUUAUAUUCUUACGCGAACAAUUUGUAAAAGUUGACCUGUUUGGCGAUGGGAUAUUGAUUCUCAGCGAGAACAUUAUGAA
Molecule: messenger RNA, 1469 nt
Organism: Panicum hallii
Lineage: Eukaryota; Viridiplantae; Streptophyta; Magnoliopsida; Poales; Poaceae
Product: UDP-N-acetylglucosamine transferase subunit ALG13 homolog
Exons: 4
Coding region: 548-1099 (183 amino acids)
Biological process (GO): dolichol-linked oligosaccharide biosynthetic process
Cellular component (GO): UDP-N-acetylglucosamine transferase complex; extrinsic component of endoplasmic reticulum membrane
Molecular function (GO): hexosyltransferase activity
Source: RefSeq, a predicted model, not a curated record